This is a messenger RNA of Colletotrichum chrysophilum, 1638 nucleotides long. RefSeq lists its product as uncharacterized. NCBI's taxonomy places the organism in Eukaryota, Fungi, Ascomycota, Sordariomycetes, Glomerellales, Glomerellaceae. The record is from RefSeq and is a predicted model, not a curated record. Bases 1 to 1638 code for a protein of 545 amino acids. The transcript has 3 exons.
AUGUCAGGGCCUACCAAGGAACGACCUGACAAGCCACAGUUGAUCGUGGGCAUUGACUUUGGCCUGACUGGUAGGGACAAUGACUCUUCUGGCGACCCGUUUGCGGACAGCAAUGCAAUUUGCGAUGAAAAGGAAGGCGAAGAUCAUUUGGGCAGCCAGGCUGAGUCGGACGAGAACGUGGGCGAGGUAUUCCGUUCCGACACGAAGACAAUGACUUUUCACAGAGCCAAAGCGUGCCUCACGGAGUAUCUAGAGGGUUUGUACGCGCACAUCAAGAAGGAGUUGUCCAUGGAACUGCCGAGAGGGACUGACUGGCACUUGAUACGCGCUUGGUUUCUCUUCAGCUAUCCGACGACUUGGAGCGCUACCUCGAUUGAAAGAUUCAGAAAUAUUGUCGAAUCCUCCGGUUUCGGACACGAGAAGUAUCAUUGGGUCAAUGCCUCAUAUAUGGACGAGGCUCAGGCCGCGAUGGCUUCUUUCUGCACGGGCACCGAUGGUUCCAGACCAACUCCUGGAAAGAUCAUUCUUAUCGCCGACAUUGGUGGAGGAACCACCGAUGUGAAUAAGUACCUUGUUGAGGAGGAUGACGGGAAGCGGGUGAAGCUGAGAGUCGAGACCGAUCCUUCCGGCCGAAACUAUGGCUCGGUGCAUGUCGACUACAGAGUCACGAAAAAUCUCCGCAAACAGAUUCUGAUAACUUUGUCCAGCUCAGAUAACCCUUCUCUCAGAAACAUAAGCCCCGACAAGAAGGAAUCUGUAGCCGAGGAACAGGCAGGGUCAAUUCUCGGUCGCAAAGACUACAUGCAUACCAAGCAUGGUAUCGAUGGCGAUUCGCCCCUACAUCAAGAGGAGCGUUACCCUCUUUCUCUUACACGUUCCACGGAUCCCGUUGCAACUCUGCGUUUUCAAAUGCAUGGCACCCUGAAAAGGGAAUUCAAGAAAGAGUGCCAAAGGAUUUGGGAUCAAAUCGAGGAACAUGCAGAGACUCGCCCGGAAGGAAGCGUGGACCAGCUGGUGCUCACGGGAGGAAUGACCAGAAACGUUUUUGUGCGGGACUGGUUCAAGGGUAAAGUCAGAGACUCGCAGAAAACCUUCAAACCCAUCAGAGACAUCAUAUUUCUAAAGGAGCCAGAAACUACAAUCAGUAAAGGAAUGGUCCACGACGCCCUCGAAUCGUACAAGAGAGACGGUCUCUGGUUAUAUAAGUCUCUUCAUUCCUAUGGUAUCGUGGCCUACAACUCGGAAGGGCAAGUCGAAACUAAGCGAAAGUUCUUGGCGAAGGGCCAAGUGAUUGAUCCCAAGAAAUUCAAGGAGAAGCAGACGGUUAGGUUCAAGCUGGCUCACCAAGUCGGUGCUGAUUUGCGGUUGGCUCGAUGGGACAAUGAAGACGGCGAUGACAGCAUUACAACAGUCGGCUCUCUUACUGCGGACCUGCCUCCUCCGACGGAAUGGGAUGUAAGUUUCCUGACGAGUGGAUAUUGCAUCAUCAUCGGUGUUGAUAUUGUCCCUCGAGUAGGCGGUGGUACUGCUGCAGGCAUCUCCACUCGCGAUGCUUCCCAUGCGACUGCUCAAGAAAUCAACGGCAAUGACGGUGUCGGAGAGGGCGGUGGACAAUUUGACAGCUUCGAGGAAGCAUAA